Molecule: messenger RNA, 1742 nt
Organism: Colias croceus (clouded yellow)
Lineage: Eukaryota; Metazoa; Arthropoda; Insecta; Lepidoptera; Pieridae
Gene: Alg11
Product: GDP-Man:Man(3)GlcNAc(2)-PP-Dol alpha-1,2-mannosyltransferase
Exons: 9
Coding region: 198-1652 (484 amino acids)
Biological process (GO): protein N-linked glycosylation
Cellular component (GO): endoplasmic reticulum membrane
Molecular function (GO): GDP-Man:Man(3)GlcNAc(2)-PP-Dol alpha-1,2-mannosyltransferase activity
Source: RefSeq, a predicted model, not a curated record
GUCCACACUCCACAUAGAGUCUGAUGCAUGCGUAUUGCAUUAAAUUGAAAAUUUACACCUAUGAUUUACACCGACAAAAUGUUUCAGAACAAGUAGAUUAUGUCGCUUGUAAUGUAAGGCCUAUCAAACUCGCCUAAAUAGAACUUUAAAACCCAAUAUACCAUAUCCAAAUCCACCGGUCAGUUUACACUCUUACAAUGUUUUGGCAAAUUUUCACCUUAGUAGUAGUCCUACCAGGCCUAUUUCUUAGCGUCCUACUGUUUGGAGCAUUUGUCGUAGUACCAUGUGCGUUUAUAUUUGCGUCAUGGUACAUGAGGAUUAAGGAGAGGAAGCUUCAGAGAAGGAGGAGGGAUGGUGCUAAUGUGGCUUUCUUUCACCCCUAUUGCAAUGCAGGGGGUGGGGGUGAGAGGGUGCUGUGGGUAGCUAUUAAGGCAAUUUUAACUAGGUAUCCUGAUACCCAUAUUUUUAUCUAUACCCUAGAAACUGCGGAGCCCAAAACAAUCCUAGAUAAAGCUCAAAAUCAAUUUAAUGUAAAAGUAGAACCAGAGCAAGUGCAGUUUGUACGACUUACUAUGGGAAAGGCGAUAGAAGCUAAAACAUAUCCGUAUUUUACAUUAUUAAUGCAAAGCUUAGGUUCCAUGGUCUUGGGCUUGGAAGCACUGAUGAAGUUGAAUCCAGACGUCUACAUAGACACAAUGGGCUGUGCGUUCACCUACCCAAUAUUCCGAUUCAUGGCACAAUGCCCCGUCGGCUGCUACACCCACUACCCCACUAUCACAUCGGCCAUGAUGCGGCGAGUUAAGCAUCGACUCACAACGUAUAACAAUUCGAGUGUGAUAGCCCGCAAUCCGAUUCUGACGUGGUGUAAACUGUUGUAUUAUAGGGUAUUUGGAUGGCUUUACAGUUUAGUUGGUCGCUGUGCGGAUAUAGUGAUGGUGAAUGGAACCUGGACGGAAGAACAUAUAAACGAACUGUGGGGGCGGCCCUUGAACACGCAUCGAGUUUACCCACCGUGCGAAGUAACAGAACUCAAGAAGCUCAGAUCGCUUGUAAAAGAUUCGGAUCCUAUCCGGAUCCUGUCGGUUGCGCAGUUCCGUCCGGAGAAGGACCACCCGCUGAUGCUGCAGGCGAUGUACGAGCUGAGGAACCUGCUCAUCAACGAUGAGAUGCUGUGGAAUAAGAUAAAACUAGUACUAGUCGGUUCAUGUCGUAACGCGGAAGACGAGGAGCGCGUCCAGAACCUGCGCGACCUCGCCAAGCAUCUCUCCAUAGAGGACAACGUGCAGUUUGUGGUCAAUGCGUCGUAUGCGCAACUGCUGCAGUUGUAUCAGACGAGCACAUUGGCUAUACACGCUAUGUGGAACGAGCAUUUUGGCAUUAGCGUGGUAGAAUGCAUGGCGGCGGGUCUGCCGACGGUCGCGCACCGGUCGGGCGGGCCGCUGCACGACAUCAUCGGGGACGCGUGCGGCGGCGCGCUGCUGGCGGCCGAGCCGGCGCAGUACGCGCGCCAGCUGCUGCAGCUGCUGGCCGAGCCCAGGGAGCGGCGCGCGCAGCUGGUCGACGAGCUGCGUGCAUCUGUCGAUCGGUUUUCAGUGAAGGAGUUCGAGAAAUCAUUUAUAAGAGCUGUGGAGCCGCUCAUGAGGAUAGAAUAAGUAUUUUAUUAACUUAUACAUAGAUACUUACUUAAAUUAAGUACAAUUCCAUUAAUGUUAAGUUGGAAAAAAUAAAACAAUACCAAAGUU